This is a messenger RNA of Fusarium venenatum, 1509 nucleotides long. NCBI's taxonomy places the organism in Eukaryota, Fungi, Ascomycota, Sordariomycetes, Hypocreales, Nectriaceae. The record is from RefSeq and is a predicted model, not a curated record.
AUGGCGUACGAACUACCUUUCAAGCUUAGUCGCCCUGAUCUGUUAAUUACGGACUCCUACAUCGCAGGUCAAACAAAAAACGCACAGUCAGGUGCAACCUUUGACGUCCUGGUCCCAGAUCCCGGAACGAACAAACCCUGGGCAAAAGUAACAAACAAUUCGGCAGACGACGUAGACCUCACCGUGCAGGUCGCGUACGAUGCCUUCCAAACUUUCAAGAAGACAUCCCCAAGAGCACGCGCACAGUGGCUUUUGAAAUGGGACGCCCUUAUCCGCGAGCACAAGGCUGAUUUGGCCACACUGCUUGUCUAUGAAACGGGCAAACCUUACACUGAAGCCAUUGGAGAGAUGGACUAUUCUUUGACCUUCACUGCCUGGUUUGCUGGCGAGGCAGAGCGUAUCCAGGGAACAUGCUUCGCUCCAUCUGCUCCAGAUAGACGGGUUUUAACUAUCAAACAGCCACUUGGUGUCGCUGUAGCCCUUGUUCCCUGGAACUUCCCCGUUGCAAUGGUUUUGCGAAAGGCUGCAGCAGCAUUGGCGGCGGGGUGUACUAUGGUGGUGAAGCCGUCGCCAGAAACACCAGUGACUGCCAUGGCCCUGGCAAAGUUAGCUACCGAGGCUGGAUUUCCAGAUGGUGUUUUGAACAUCUUGCCUACUAGCUUGGAUAACACACCGUCACUGAGCGAGGCGCUUUGUAAGCAUGACCUUGUAAAAAAGGUCACUUUCACUGGAUCAACGCGCGUCGGGACUUUAGUUGCGAAUCUCUGCAGUUUGGGUCUGAAGAAAGUGGUGCUUGAACUUGGAGGCAACUGUCCCUGUCUAAUCUUCGACGACGCCGACAUAGAAGCAGCCCUACGUGAAAUCGUGGGCCUCAAGUGGCGUCAUGCUGGUCAAGCCUGUGUUACAGUAAACCGCUUCCUUGUCCAAUCAGCCGUGUACGACAAGUUUCUGCAACGCUUUGCGGAAGAAACAGCAAAGUAUGUCGUCGGCCAUGGUGCUUCUGAAGGAACCACUCUCGGACCAGUAACAAAGCCUGAUAGCCUGGACCGGGCUGAACGCCUCAUCAAAGACGCCGUUUCAAAAGGUGCCCGUAUCGUGACGGGUGGGAAUCGUCUUUCUCCCAAGGGCGGCGAAGAGGGGUACUUUUUUGAACCAACCAUCUUGGCAGACAUGACUCAUGAUACUCUCAUUUCUUGCGAAGAGUGCUUUGCGCCCAUCGCUGCAUUCUAUAAGUUCGAGACAGAAGAGGAAGCCGUCCUGGUGGCUAAUGAUACGCCGAUGGGUUUGGCCAGCUAUGCUUUCACUAAGAAUGCCGAUCGCAUCUGGAGACUCUUCGAGAAUCUUGAAGCUGGCAUGAUUGCGCUUAAUACCGGAAACUCGUCCGCAGCUGAGUCGCCUUUUGGGGGCAUUAAAAUGUCUGGCUACGGUAAGGAGGCUGGAAAGGAUGUGGCUGUAAAUGAGUACAUGAUACACAAGACGGGCACGAUCACGGUCGAUGGCUUGGUUUAG